GUGCACUGGGUGGAGCAGCAGGUGGAGAAACGGCGUGUGAAGAGGGACGGCAGCGCGGAGGACGUCGCAGGGGCCCACGCGAGGCAGCCACGGCAAUUCGGCGAUUUUUCGAGGUUCUUCUUCUCCCCGACCGCCGCGCCGUCGAGGAGGGGGUCAAGAGUGCCAUUCAUGAGGGCUUGA
Penaeus monodon (black tiger shrimp) is the source of this 180-nucleotide messenger RNA. Its product is annotated as furin-like. Lineage: Eukaryota; Metazoa; Arthropoda; Malacostraca; Decapoda; Penaeidae. Gene Ontology annotation, biological process: protein processing. Gene Ontology annotation, cellular component: Golgi membrane; trans-Golgi network. Gene Ontology annotation, molecular function: serine-type endopeptidase activity. The record is from RefSeq and is a predicted model, not a curated record.